CGAGAACAAUAAUAUAUCACUGUUGCAUAUUCAUUAUUUUAGCCCACCGUGAGACUGGCUGUGCACCAUGGAGCAGCGCGUAAAGAGUGUGAAGAGCAUGCUGCGAAGCGUUCUCCUCAGUGAGAAAGGUGGAGUGAAAUUCACGAAACUAAAUUACGACUACCAGGAUAUUACAGGCGAUUCUAUUCCAUUCAAGUCUCUUGGCUUUAGGACACUUGAAGAGUUUCUCAGAAGUGUGCCAGAUGUCUGUCAAAUCAUUAACAGAGGAGGUGACAUGCUGUGUGUAGGUGUAGCAGACGAAACUACUGCACAUGUUCAGCGGCUGAUAAUGAGGCAGAAGAGCAAGAAGAAGCCGGCCAUUAGUGGGAAAAAUCGUUAUAGAACUCCUGCUCAUACAAGGAAACCAACACAAACUUGGGGAAGGCCUACGUCAUUCGUCGAAACCCGUCGGACACCUUGUGUUUCUAGACCCUUUACCCAAAAGCCUAUUGCUACUCAUGCAGUUUCAAGGGUCAUAAUAAAUGAUAUGUCACUCCCACAGUCUCGGAAAUAUGCAGGGCCACAGAAUCUUCCACCUCGCUUACUAAGGCAGCAGCAGCAGCAGCAACAGCAGCAACAACUACAACAGAAGCAGCAGCAGCAGCAGCAGCAACACCAACAAAAUCAUCAGCAAUAUCAACUGCAGCAGCAGCAACAACAGCAACAAAAUCAUCAGCAAUAUCAAUUGCAGCAGCAGCAACAACAGCAACAAAAUGAUCAGCAAUAUCAACUGCAGCAUCAACAACAACAACAACAACAACAACAACUAAUGCCAAAGCCUGUCCAAAUAAAGGUGGAUACGUUCGUUGAGAAACUUCAGUACCAUGCUCGGCUAUACAAAUUGGCUUUGACAUUUAGCAGUAUUCCUGCUGGCAAGAAAGGGUUUGUGUCCGUGGCAAAGCUGGGUGACGACAGCUUUGGAUCACUUGGCAUUUUCCCAAGCAAAGAAUCGGCUGACGAUGAGGCUGCGAAGAAUGCUCUUCAGCACGUGGAGGAGUGCACGUCAGCUGGCAUUUUCCUCGAUGAGAAUGUGAAUGCUGCCGUUGAUGACGAAAUGUUCAUAGAGCGGCUUAAGAAGGUUCUAUCAUUUCGGCCUAAUGGAUUAUGGGGUUCACGCUUUGCCAUAGAGUACACCCAGUUGUUUCAGGAGCGCCCUCCUGGAAACUGGCUGGAAAUCUGUAACAAUAAUACCAAUGUUGUGAAGGUUGAAAGGGUGUCAGAACGGGUGCUGCUAUAUGAGGUGAAGAGUCGGUCAGCAAGCUCUGUGAAACGUUCUCAAGUUAAUAAGGUGAUACAAGAGUCAGAGCUGCCUGAAGCAGGGGAGAUUUUGCAGGUGUUCCUGUCAAAUUCAAACACGUGUGGAGACUUUUCAGUUCAUGAUGAGAAUAGACAUAUUGAAACCAUCAUGUCUGUUUUAUCAGAGUGCUGUGAGGAUAGUCCAUAUCACAGACGAGUUCAACCUGUGACUGAUCAGUUCUAUGCUGCAUUCUACCAGAGCAAUGAGACAUGGUGUCGUGUGAAGGUUUUAGAGGUGUUUCCUAAUGAAGUAAGCGCUUUGUUCAUCGACUUUGGGAAUCAGAGUAUGGUUCAGUCGUCAGAUCUGCGGGAACUACCCGACACCUUGUACAACUACCCAAUGCAAGCCAUACCAUGCACAUUGCAUGGAGUCGCGCCCACAUGUGGCACAUCAGAUGAGUGGGACACAGAUUCAGCUGUACAGCUUCUUAAGGUGACGGAUGGAAAACGCAUGACCAUGGAGGUGGUGGAGAUCAUUGAUAGCAGGUGCCUUGUGCAACUGACACUAGAGGAAAGUCAGCAAUCUGUAGCGAAGUUGUUAGCAAAGCAGGGCUAUGUUCUUGAGUGGGUGCCUCCCUCCCCAGUUAAGCAGGUUACUAACGUCGAUGUCUACCCUGAUCCAUUAGUGCUUCCUGAUACUCAGUACUGGGAUGUGUUUGUACUGUACGUAUUCAAUUCUUCGGAAAUUGCUAUUCGUCUAAUUGGAGAACAGUACUCGGACAGGUUUGAUGAACUACAAGAAGAAAUGGACACGUACUACUGCAGGCACACCAGUAAGCUGCCAGCAGUCACCCAGCCGGUCGUUGGGGAAAUAUAUGCAGCACUGUCGGAGGAAGGGGCAUGGAUGCGUGCAGAGGUGCAUGGCUGCGACCCAGGCAGCAAUAACGUCAAGGUAGUUUACCAGGAUACAGGCGAAAGUGACCAUAUACCAAUCACAUCUCUAAGGAAUCUAGCAACAGAGUUUUGUAGGCUUCCAUAUCAGGCAAUCAACUGCAAGCUGAUGGGCUUAGAAGGUGCAGAAGAAAAUCUUCUUUUGAUGGAAAAAUUAAUAGACCUUGCUCAUGAGAAAACAUUGGUUGCUGAAGUUAAUGAAAGAGACCUAGUGGAUGACAACAGUGCCCGCCUGGUCCUAUAUGAUACGUCGUCAGAAGAGGAUGUAAAUAUCAACGAGCAGCUGCUUGCUAUCCUCGCUGAGCAGCAAGCUGAAAAUCGGGCAAAAGAUGACAGAGCCAGCUUUGAAAAGUGGAGUAAGGCGAUGGCUGAUGACUUGGAAUUUCUCGGCAUCAGAGGUGGCGUAACAGCAGCCGCUGCGCAGCCACAGUUUACGAUACCGCAGCCGAUCGUGCACAGUGAACUGUCAAACCCGAUGAGACAGAUCAGCCUGGAAAACACAUGCUCAGAGAAGUCACUAUCAGACACUAGUCACCGGGUAGAGACAAGUGUGGCGAAGCAGGUUCCUGCACAAUGGGAAGCGACCGCGCUACCUGCGCACCAACAAUCAGCCUGCCAGUUGUCACCGUUUAGGAUAGACACGUGGCGUGGAACCGAGCCCUUGUCAGAACCAUUCAGAUUCCAAAGCCCUCCUCAGUGGAAAAUGAUGUCAGAUCUGCCAAAGCUUGAAAUUCCUCACAUCGGUGAAUACUUUGAGAUCCACGUGCCAAAUAUCAACAAUCCUAGCCAAUUUAUUGUUCAACCCUGGAAGUGGGGCGAUGACAUUGAGAGAUUACUUGCGGACAUGCACUCUUUCUACAGCCAGGAGAGUAACAAAUAUCAAGUGGAGGAUGUUCAUGAAGAUCGGCUUUAUGUGGUCAGUCACGAGGAUGGCAACUUCUACAGGGUGAAAGUUUUGAAGCAACUCCCAGGAAACAAAAGUGUGUCAUUAUAUUUCAUUGACUGGGGUGAGUACAAUGUAGCUGAUGUUGAAGAUUUGCAGCCACUCUGGCCACAGUUCAGUUUGCUGCCCCCCAUGGCGGUCCGAGCCAGGCUUGUUGGUAAGUGCGGUCAUUUUUAA
This is a messenger RNA of Priapulus caudatus, 3346 nucleotides long. RefSeq names its product tudor domain-containing protein 7-like. The transcript is spliced from 26 exons. The coding region runs from base 68 to 3346 and encodes 1092 amino acids. NCBI's taxonomy places the organism in Eukaryota, Metazoa, Priapulida, Priapulimorpha, Priapulimorphida, Priapulidae. The record is from RefSeq and is a predicted model, not a curated record. Gene Ontology annotation, biological process: spermatogenesis.